AUGGAGGCAACCACCGCGACAGUGGCAUCGUGUGGCUGUUCGAUCUGCGAAGUGUUUAGUAACACGAGCGACGACCUUUCCACGGCACCCCAUCGCAAACCACUGGACGCUGGUCGCCGCAUGCUGCACAACCUCUAUGACAAUGGGCUCAACCUGACCGAAGAGGACGAGAACAAGGUGUACGAAAAGCUCAUCUCUCUUGCCGAGAAAGAUGGCUUGCAAGAUCUCAAGCAGACCCUCGAGCAUCUCUACGAGAGCUGCGAUUAA
Capronia epimyces CBS 606.96 is the source of this 267-nucleotide messenger RNA. RefSeq lists its product as uncharacterized. Bases 1 to 267 code for a protein of 88 amino acids. The record is from RefSeq and is a predicted model, not a curated record. NCBI's taxonomy places the organism in Eukaryota, Fungi, Ascomycota, Eurotiomycetes, Chaetothyriales, Herpotrichiellaceae. The transcript is spliced from 2 exons.